CAUGGCGACCACUAAAUGACGAAAGACAAAGUCGCGCUUAUAAAUUCUAGGCCCCCUAUCCGAUUCCAGUUUUUGCAGAAUGAUAUGCCAGCUCACGGAGGCAUGAUGAUACGUCUUGGAAUUCUUAUUCUAUGUGUUUCUGGAUGCCUCGCCAGCAAUUCUGCAGGAUCACUUGGGCCAGUACCAGAACCAAGCCCACGCAGACUAGGGCCUGGGAUAGGAAACCAAGUGCCAUUUAACCCGAUAUAUAUCCCUGUCGCCGAGACCCCCGUCUCACAGAGCAUAGAACCUUUCAUUGGUCCUUUAAAUCUCCAUAGAAACAGAGGAAAUGCUCCUCGAAAUCUCAUGCAGUUACCAAAUGGGCCAAAUGUACCAUUCCCCGGGGGACUACAAAGAAUCCACCCCGCCACAGGAGGGACACAGGCAACAGGGGUUCCGGUCAUUAACUUCAACGAUUUCAUAUCGUUGAUUCGACAAGGUACCGUCACUCACUCAGGAUCGGGCCCCUUCGGUGCUGGUCGGGACCUUACUUACGUCAAUCUUGGGUCUCUUAUUCCGAAUGCACCAGAAGUUGCCAUACCUAGUAAUUCUUUACCACAGUAUCUCAGAGGAAAUUCUGGUACAGCUGUCUCCCACGAAAGUACGCAUAUUGUUCGUGGAAGGCAAUCAGUCGGCCAGGCUCAGAUCCCAUCCCUAUCUCAAACUCCCUCUCUAGGUUCGUUGAGUUCGGCACUUUCCAACAUCAAUCGAACGCCCGGUGUCCCACUUCAUCCAAUUGCUGCCCUUCACCAAGCCCAUGCUCUGUCAAGGCGUGUUAUACCACAGCCUGGCGCAAGACAGCAUCCAUCAGCUAUAUUUGGUAACCAGUUUGGAGGGAUGCCGACGAGUUUCAAUUCUUUUCCUGGUUCCAUACAUCCCGUUGCUGCCAGACUUGCCCAACAACACAAUGCAAAUGCCAUUCGUCAAUCCUUGUCUGGUUCUAGUCCUCUGACUGGACCAUUACAUCCCGCCAUUUUACGUUCGCUGUCAAAUUCAGCACCAUCAUUGCCGCGUGUCCCAUUUCAUCCUGCAUCUAUAUUAAAUGCCGUUGCACCUCAAACAAUGGGUUCAAAUGCGCGACUUCCAGGGUUAAACAGACUGCAUAGAUUUAAUGAUGGAGGAGUACAUUCGUCUUCAACAACAAGCUUCGUUCAUCACCAAAGCAGAUUUGCACAAGUACCAAACUUAGUCUCUGGAAUUAACCCGGUAUCAUCAGGUAUCUUUCCUUCAAGUCGUGGUUCUUCCACUAGAUCAGGUUCAGGUGGUAAUAUUCAACCAAUACCUAGACAAAGAAAUGGUCAACGCACGCCAGUAUCAUUUGGACCAGCAUCAAACAUUCCCCUGACCGCUAAUAGAAGAAUCCUUCCUAGAACUCCUGGACCAGAAGGAAGGAAUAGAGUUUCACCAAAUCCUAACAUUGAUCCAAGACUUUCAGUUAACAGAAUACAUAACUUUGUUCGACGAUCAAGUUUUGAUGACUUCGUUCCUAGAUCAUCAUCUGUAAAUGGGGAUAGGCAGAUCUUUGAAGACCAAACGCAAGAGUCGAGAUUUGUUGAAUCUCGCAGGUCACCCGUGAGCAGAGGUGGUUUUUCAGAUCCCAACUUUAGACGUCCCAGUACUAGAUUUAACCAAAUAAAUUUGCCUACAGAUCAAUUUAACAGAAGAGAAAAUUUACCAUUUGAUAGUAGACGUGACUUUACCAGAGAUAGAAGUCCACAACCUUUGUCAAAUAUCGAUUUACCUUCGACGGUUGAUGAACGUAUACAACAAGAUUUCAUGAGAGAUAAUUUUGCCCUUCCGAGACAAUUUGACCCUGAUUUCUCCAGGCCAUUUGAUUCAGGUAAUUUAGGAUCCGAUUCAAUAAAUGUAAAUCCCCGUUUUACCGACCAAAGACCGGAGAACAUGCAACCUCUACGUAGGGGUACCGCACCUAGAUUUAUUCCAGCAAGAUUUCCACAACCUUUAACCGAAGAUCAAGACUCAACAACUUUCCGUAGAUCUAGGGGUCGUCCUUUAACAAAUACUGACAUCCCAUCUCGAGUUUUCCAACCAUCUUUCGUAAGCGAUCGUAGAUCCCAAGCUCCUCGAUCAAGAGAACCCGCUAACGAUUUCCCCAGACCUAUCGGUAUAGCAAUACCUCCUAACCAGGUAACGAGAGAUCGAAUUGAUUCAAAUGUUGAUACUUUUAGAAGAGGUAUUCCAUUCAGUAGCCCAUCAUUUGAUAAUCGGCGUUUAUUUGAUGAUCGAAACAGUAGAUUCAGUCCUGAGAAUAGGUUUGUAACACCAAGAGUAUCGUCUAGACCGAACGUCUUUACAUCUAGGAGGCCUCAAUCACCUGUAAUUGACGACCGACGAUUCCGAACACCUACUCGUGCCACCAGUCUCUCUUCUCCAAGACCCAUAGGUAUAGCUGUACCUAGGCAAAGAAUUGUGGAACCAUUUAACACAGGUUCAUUUGAAAGAAAUGUUCCAUUCAAUGGACGCGAUUUUAAUGAUGUGAGAGAAAAUCGCAUUGCUGACCCCCAGAAUUUCGGAUUUGGUCCAGAAAAUAGAUUUUUACCCCCAAACGAUUUAUCAUCUCCCCCUUUUAUUCCAUCAAGAGUAUUACAACCUCCAUUCAGUGAAGAUCCCAGGUUUCAGAACCGUGUUAGCAACGCACCCUUUAUGGGUAACGGUAUAAACGACGUCCCUAGACCAAUUGGAAUCGCUGUACCUUCAAACCGUGCAACAGUUCAGCCAAUGUUUAGCACACGUCCUGGUGUAGGUCAAUUUCCAAGGUUUAAUGAUCAAGAUUUUGACGAUUUAAGGAUGGAACCAGAUAAUAGAUUUGGCGACAGAAGAGAUAGUAUCAGCAGUCCUUUUAGUAGAUUUGAUCCACUCAACAGAUUGAAUACACGUUUUGAUGAUCCCCGGGACGGGCGAUUUGAAUUCAAUAAUAUAUUUGAUAGAGAUAUUGAUCGUUUUGAUUCACGAGCUGGUGCAUUCAAUCCAGAUAGAAGAUUUGAUGAUAGAGGUCCAUUUGAUGACAGAAGACCAUUGGAUGAUAGAACACCAUUUGAUGAUAGAACACCAUUUGAUGAUAGAAGAAGCGAUGAUCCUUUUGGUGAUAUAGUUGACUUUUUUGAUGAAGAAAAUGAUAGGUCUUUCACGCCUUUCUUUCAGCCAAGGUUUCCUCCUUUAGUGAGAUCUAGCUCUGGGUCUCAAUUUUCAGUAUCACCGGUUUCUAGAGAAAUGACACGAUUUUUUCAGCGUUCCCCAGUAAGAAGGCCUCGGGGGUCUUUUCUGAUAUCUUUCCUCGUAAAUAUCGAUGAUGUGACAAGUGCUUCGGAUGAAGUUGGGUUUGAUGUGAACCGAGGCGUACCUCGAGGAUUCCAAAAUAGAUUUAUUCCUAGAGACCCAUCGUCACCAUUUAGAGUAAACGGUCCAAUGGGCGAAGACAUUAAUAGACUAGAAGAAAGAGAUAUAUUUGAAAAUGAUCGAAGAAAUGCCCGCAAUAAUUUUGGCAACCCAUUGCCUAUAGUUCCAUCAGGACGAUUUCCAGGAAGAAAUGAUGGAAUAAACGAGAGAGCAGAAAGGCCUUUUAACCCAAGAGACAUGAUGCCAAGAACUCCCUUCGCAUCACCGAUGGCACCUUCUUCACCAUCUCGUAUUUCACCACAAGUACCUGAUAAUUCUUUUCAGACUCGACCCCUCUCGCAAUUUCGUCGACCAAUAGAUACAAAUAGACCGUUUUUUAGACGACCUCAACCUAUGCCCGAACAACCAGUGCGACAAACAAGACCUCCGCCACAACCUUUUGGAUUGGCUAUUCCUGACCCAGACGGUCCCAGAAACCAACCCUUCCUGACAGCCGCCGUACAGGGGCAGUUUGAUGGCCCAAUGCCAAACAUUGAUAUCAACGACGCAUUCAAUCGACGACAGCCGGGUCUGACUUCCGAACCCGUGGUACCUUUUCCUCAAGGCGGUUUCGAGUUCAAUCAGCCUAGACUUGGAAGUUCGCAGAUAUCCUCCAACAAUAUCCCGAAUGUCCGGCACCUGUUGAAUUUGGGUAAUUCAAUUGUCCAUUCCCAAACAGCGCCGAAUAUUCCAGCAUCAUCUGGUGCUGUCGGUGGCAUACAACGACCGAUUAAUCCACCAGUUAACACUGUACGAGGUGGUCCCUUGUCAGCGAUUUUUAACUUGAGGCGUAACUCCAAUGUUUUACAGAAUAAUAACAGUUUCCUUGGAGUGCAAGGCCAAGGUAAUCCAGGCAUAAGAAGUGUUUUCCGACAACACAGACAUGUUACUCAUACAGUGGGAACCGGUGGUCCAUCUCCAAUUAAUUCCAGAAACCUUUACGUUUCCAAGAAGGCAUUUGGACGAUACGAGUGAUAUACCGGUACAUGACUUUUUAAAACGAUACAAAAUGUCAUUCUUGUAGCCGUUGUGGAAAGGUGUUGGCUGAAUAAAAUCACACAUUGUGAUACAUGUAUGUUUGCUUUUAUGUUAGGGUAUUGAAGCGCUGUAAUGUCAUAUAUGUUUCUGUGAAAGCAACAAAGCGGGGCAAAUUUUACUGAAAUAAAACAUAGUGUUUUAUAUAUCAGAUCAGUCUUGAUUUGGAAAUAAAUCGAACUAUGUCGAUGAUAGUUAUA
Molecule: messenger RNA, 4670 nt
Organism: Magallana angulata
Lineage: Eukaryota; Metazoa; Mollusca; Bivalvia; Ostreida; Ostreidae
Exons: 2
Coding region: 16-4410 (1464 amino acids)
Source: RefSeq, a predicted model, not a curated record